Molecule: messenger RNA, 5001 nt
Organism: Gadus macrocephalus (Pacific cod)
Lineage: Eukaryota; Metazoa; Chordata; Actinopteri; Gadiformes; Gadidae
Product: histone-lysine N-methyltransferase PRDM9-like
Exons: 11
Coding region: 692-2098 (468 amino acids)
Cellular component (GO): nucleus
Molecular function (GO): protein binding; histone methyltransferase activity
Source: RefSeq, a predicted model, not a curated record
UACACUUUAAGUAACUCUUAUUAACUUAGCAAAGGGAUGUUAGCCGUCGACAUUUUUCCCAGAUGUUCUAAUUAUGUUUCAUUGUUAGACGAUUGAUCUGGACUCAAGCUGUAGGCCUACCAGUCAGAUGAGUAACUCAGUGGAGGAGGUGAGACACCAUAUCAAUACUCUACAACAGCCCAGUACGUCAGAUGCAGUUUCUGUACAGGUAUAAAACAGCACACAUCACCUUCAGCAGCCUUACCAUGUCCUGUCCUCUAUGGUACGAGACCUGCUUCAUGUCCGUGUGACAGCAGACUCAUGGAUCAAGGGUAUUAAUGACACCAGCACGAUGUAUAACCUUAGACGUAUUGUUGCUAGGAGGUAAGGUGUGUCCUACCCACAUUAAUAAAACAGGGAGUACUCCUAACUAGAGGUUCUGUCUGUCAGAGUCUCUCAGGGCGGGGCCGGAGCGACCAGGAGGUCUCUGGAGGGCCCACUCCUUCUCAUCCAGAGAUCGACCCCCCCGGAGGAAGAGUAGAGAGGGGCUCUGCAGUCCAGGAGGAGGUCUCAUUGGGUUAGCUCUGAUCCCACCACUGCUUCCCUGCAAUAACACCUUGUUGUGCACGUAUAGUCUGUAACUGUGUGUGUGUGUGUGUGUGUGUGUGUGUGUGUGUGUGUGUGUGUGUGUGUAUCAGUUCUCCAUGAACAUAUGAAGGGCUCAAGUGUUUAUUCAAGAGGGAGGAACCUGAGAAAUGUUCUCAGAGUUAACUACCAAGAACCGGAAGUACCUAAGGAUGACGACUACUUCUUCUGUGAUGAGUGUAGGACUUUCUUCCUCGAAGAGUGCGAGGUCCACGGUCCUAUCGUCUUCAUGGCUGAUCGCCCCGUUGCUGUCAGAGAGAAAGACAGAGCCAAGAAGACGCUGCCCGCUGGGUUUGAGAUCAGAGAUUCUGGGAUCCCUGGGGCCGGUCUAGGGGUGUUUUACUGUGGAGACGGUGGCCUUCCCAUUGGAACACACUUUGGACCCUACGAAGGACACAGGACAGAUGAAGAGGGAGCCCUGGAGAGUGGAUACUCCUGGGAGAUCUACAAGAGCAGACACAGUGAUUACAUUGAUGCAAAGAGAGAGACACUUUCUAACUGGAUGAGGUACGUCAAUUGUGCUCGUAAUGAAGAGGAACAGAACCUAAUAGCGUUUCAGUACAAAGGAGGGAUUCUGUAUCGCACCUGUGGCCUCGUGACUUCAGGAGCAGAGCUCUUGGUCUGGUAUGGGGACGAAUACGCCAGACAUCUGGGAAUCGGAUUUGAUCGACUGUGGAACAACAAGAGCUCUACUAAAGGAGGGAGAUCCCAGCUGGCACCAGCACAGGCUUUCCCCUGUCCCGAGUGUCCGUACUCCUACACGUCUCAGAUCUUCCUCCACAAACACAUGAAGAGGAGCCAUGGCGACCUGUACGGCCGACUGCUGAGGAGUGGAGAAAUCAAGGUGGAGCCCAGUCUCCUCCCAUACGUCGCAGCCUCCUAUCAAGAACCGAUCGGAGCCUCCCCGGGAACCGUCCAAAGCACGAGCCAGAUUCCAGCAGAAGGAGCCGGACGCCACAGAUGUGAGAAGUGCAGUAAAACCUUUAGUCGCUCUGAUAGUCUGAAGGUUCACCAGCGCAUCCACAUGGGAGAGAAACCAUACCACUGUCAACAGUGUGGGAAAACAUUUAGUACAUCUGGUGAACUCAAGAGACACCAGAUCAUUCACACGGGAGAGAAACCAUACCACUGUCAACAGUGUGGGAAAACAUUUAGUAGAUCUGACGAACUCGAGAGACACCAGAUCAUCCACACGGGAGAGAAACCAUACCACUGUCAACAGUGUGGGAAAACAUUUAGUCAGUCCGGUGAUCUGAAGGUACACCAGCGCAUCCACACAGGAGAGAAACCAUACCACUGUCAACAGUGUGGGAAAACAUUUAGUAAAUCUGGUAAUCUAAAGGUACACCAACGCAUCCACACAGGAGAGAAACCAUACCACUGUAAACAGUGUGGGAAAACAUUUAGUCAAUCUUGUCAUCUCAAAAGUCACCAACAACUUCACAGAGGAGUCUCCACCCAAACAACCACGUGAAGAAACUAAAUGGUUCCCAGACAUCUGUUAUUCAAAUCUAAUCAAACAUGGUUCUUCCUGUUAUAUGUUAAAAGGGCACAUGAACGGUUAAUUGUUUAUCUUAUCAACUUUAUGUAUUUAUUUAUAUUCAUGUCUGUAUGAGUGAAGGUUUUUACCCAAAAAAUGUUCAGAAGAAAAAUAGUUUGAGAGUAAGGUAUCGUAGAUCUGACGUCAUUGUUAUAUUUAUUACAUUUGUAUGUAUUUAUUUAUCCUUGUGAAAAAGAGCUUUCUUCACGCACGUUGUUGUUACAAUGCAUCUCUUUACUUAAAACACAGCACAACUGUCGAGUCACUUGCACAACUCCAGCCCCUCCAGUCUAAAACUCUGAGAGGGGUCUGGCUGCAGACAUCCACCCACACGCUCCAGACAUCCACCCACACGCACUUCCGCUGCAGACAGAAACAUCCACCCACACGCUGGAAAUUGCGUGCUGGUGGAUGUCUGGAGCGCGAGUUGCACAUUAUUCAACAGCGCCCCCUCGGGUCACACUUUUCGGUGGGUCGCAGAAUUCGGUGUAACAACGGGACUCACUGCACGAAGAUAUUACACAGGGGAAGAGCAUAUUUGUGGCUGAUCUCAAUGCUGUUCCGACUUGGCGAUAUCCAACAGCAUGUGACCCACUUUCAAGUUUACCUGUAAGUCUAUUAUGCCCUACUGGUUUCAAUUUAAAUGAUAAACUCAGGGAACUUAAAACCACACCCAUUUACAAUAAAUGCAUAAAUCAGAACAAUCGGGAAGAGAAGUUGCAGGACAAUAAGUUGUUAUUCUAAAAAUUCUGUCUAUAUAUUCUUCCUGUAUUUUCACAGUUUAUUUUCAACUUUUUUCCUUAUUAUUAGGAUGAUGUUUACUUCAGAGACGCUGUUGUAAUUCCUGUUUGGAAACCUGGACAUUUCUUGUUAUCUGCAAGUAGCGAUACUAACUAUGACAUGUGACUUUCAUUAAGCAAAUUAUGAAAUUACGAAAAUAGACCAAACUACCUCUUGCACACUGAGUGUACUCCAAAUUGUACUUAUUUAAUGCACAUAGUGGUAUCUUUGAGCACAACUGCUCUACUUUUUUUUUUCUAAACUUUCAUUUAAUGUUCUGAAAAAUAAUCAGUAGGCCUAUUCCAUAUUAGACUGUUCAGUGAUUGAGUUGGUAUUGUGUUGUGUUGUCUUGUCAUCUCACGCAAUGUUAUGUAAUUGUCAUAAACUGCAAUCAUAGGUUUUGAACACAGGCCAGAGAGAGAUAUUCUUUCUGGAUUCCAAAUGUGAACAUGCACAGUUUGGAAUUGGCGAUCUAGAAAUGAGAGAACUGUUGAGGUCACUAACACAAACUUGCAUGAUGGUUCUUAUUGAUGUUCCUGAUUGAUGCAGUUUCAAUGCCUUUCUGUUUGUUCCAAAAUGUUUGUUCUCCAGAUCAUUUUCUAAUCUGUAUAGCAGCCAUUUUAUGGUGCUGCUUAUCUAUAACAUGAAUAUUGGAUAUCAACUUAACCUUAGAAUUUAACAAGAAAUGUCCACACACUGUGAACUCCUAAACCUACAAUAAAUUGAAACCGCUAAGUGAGUUUAUAUAAUGGUACCAUAAAAAGCCUGCUGAAAUGGUGUGUGUGACUGCAUGAAGAUCUUGUUCCUGACUAAAUAGAUUGCGUCAUGUGUGCGGUACAUGAAAAACGGCCAUAUUUUGCAUGAUUGAUAUGCUCUAAAUGCUGCUGUCUGUUCCAUUUUAGAAACCUUUGUCAGUCUCUCAGCCCUGGGCCAUGGAAAGAGACGACUGGUUUGGACAUCGAGGGCUUUCCACGGCAAAAGUAUGGCAUCGACUGUGGCAUCUUCAUGUUGAUGUAGGCCUAUGCCCUUUACAAAGUCAUGGAUGCACCCUUUGACUUCACUGUUACUGAUAUGCCAUCGUUGAGAAAAUGGUGGUAUAUCAUGCUGAUUGAAAAUCUUGACCUUGGAAGCCAUGGCAAACUCUUUGCCCACUGGACUGACACAUCUAAGGCUCUUCUUCGGGGUGAGGUGCCACCAGUUUUUAAACUGAAGAAGAGAAGGCGAGAUGACAUUGAUGAGGGGCCACUUGACAACAUUGUGGCUGGAGUUGCCUGGCUGCGUCAGAAUGCAGGUUUGCUCAGGGGGAAGGUGGUCGAGCCCACAUUUCCGAAUAUGGACGCAAAAGAACAGCAGGAGCUCCUGGAAAGGAUACGUUCUUCAACUGAUGAAGAAGAAAAGUAUCCCCUGCUCUUCACAUUUGAUUUUCAGGAAGACAUGGAGGUCUUCCUUAACAUGGCAGCUGAGGAGGAUCUUCGGGUCAACGCCAUGUUUCUGGGUCGCUGGGUGGACAGCCAGUGACAUUGCUCUCUGUGUGUGUGUGUGUGUGUGUGUGUGUGUGUGUGUGUGUGUGUGUGUGUGUGUGUGUGUGUGUGUGUGUGUGUGUGUGUGUGUGUGUGUGUGUGUGUGUGUGUGUGUGUGUGUGUGUGUGUGUGUGAGGUUCUGAGUUCAGUUAUCUGUUGAGUGUUCUUAAUAAAGUGUUAUAACGUUUACAAUGUAUUGAUUUUUUGUGUGACUUUACUUAUUCACUUUGGUUACACACAGAGCUAAGUUAAAACACAGACUUGAGUUUGUCGUAUUUAAAUAUGGGCAAAUAAGGUGGUCCAGCAGCACAAGGUAAGACAAUAUUAUAGACGAUUAGAGCCAGAUAUUAAAUGAAUGAUGGUUCAGAGUAAGAAUUUAGGAAUGUAAAAGUGCUAAUAACAUGAUAAAUUAUGUUGGAAUGCAGUCGAACCUUAUGUUAAGACAACAGAAUGUAACAUAGCUAGACCUAAUAUAAAUAUGUCAGAAAAGGUGAAGCUAAAGGGGAAUUGUUCUAUCUAUUCCUGUCCACUCAUACA